GUUGGCCGUUGCAUCUCCUAGGCGAAGCUGCGCGGGGCGAUAACUGCGCCAUUAUGGCUACUGCACAAGCUGCCAAGCCAGAAAGAACAAUUGUGGUCUGCGGAGUUCCAGAUGGCCUUCUUGACGACGACAUAAUGGCUGACAUACUAAUGAUUCAUUUUCAAAAGGCAAAGAAUAGUGGUGGAGAUGUGGAGGACGUAGCCUAUCCUACAUCCACAAAAGGAGUGGCCUACGUAACAUUUGAAGAUAAAUGGGUUGCAGAGGAAGUUCUCACAAAAGGCGAACACAGCCUUGAAGACAAGAGGCUACACAGGAGUUAUCCCUUGAAAGUAUCAUUGUAUGGAGGAAGUGUUUUUACUUGUGUAACGUGUACCCUCAAUUUGUCCAUUUUUGGAGAAAAAUACAACUUGGCAGAUCUGGUGCAAGACCUUAAGAAGAGCCUCCCACGUUUGAGCUUUGGGCCAUUGUCUCCCAAUGGACUAAUAACUGUGCAGGGACCAUUUUCAGCUAUUCGUAUCCUCCAAGAUAAACUUUCAUUAGAAAUCAAACAUUCCCUUUCAGAACAACAUGUUAAGGGAAGAGAAAGGGUGCUGGUUCACAAGCCAGCGAUGAAGCCAACGAGCAGUGGAUUCUCCUCAGAGCCGAGAAAUAAUUUCGUUCAAAGUACAAGCAAGGAGGGGCAAACUGUAGCCCUCGAUACUGAUAUAUAUCUCUACAUGAAAAAAUUCAGAGACCAGUUAUAUCAAAAAUGUCUAGAAAAACACAGUGUCACUAGUUUUGAAUCUGUAGAUGGUGAGCUCACCACCAUCUACCUCAGCAACGACAACACCAAGCCAGGUCCUGGCCAGUUAGAACGUGCCAAAAAUACGAUUGAGGAAUUGUUGGCAGAUCUGCAUUGCUUUUUGCGCAAAGAAAGAUUGCCUCUGGACGGCACUACCAGAACUGAGAAACGAAAACAUGAGCAAGCGUGCGAGCUAGUUGGCACUCAGUACCCCAAAGUUUUGAUGAUCCCAUACCAAACUCACAUAGAUAUUAUAGGAUCUUCUUCAGAUGUUUAUGAGUUUUCCCAACAAGUGAAUAAAAUGGCAGGGAAUGUCCCCAAACAGCCUUGGAGGUAGGCAGUUAUUCUGAUAUUGAGGGCAGGCCUAGGUAUUAUGCUUCCCCCCACUCCCCAAAAUGGUGACCUUGGGUUGCUUUCUUUGCCCGUAAUGUGCAAUACGUGUUUCCCCAUCUGUGCUCCACUUCAUUGAGCGACAGAAGCAGGAAAAUGACAGGGUAGACAGUGAUUAAGGAGAGAUGGGAGAACUUGACAUUGGGUUGAAGUUUUUGGUGAAAGUACUAUGGUAAAUACAAUAAUUUUGCCCUGAAAGUAAAGUGUGAGAUCAGACAUCAUAAACAUGAAUGGACAGCAGUCAUUCAACAGAAGUGAUGGAAGUGGCAUAGCUCAACAUAGAUAUUUUUUUUAAAUUAUAGAUGACAUAUCCUUUUGUACCUCUCCCUCUGGACAUCAACACACAUUACAAAUCCAAAUAACUUACGGAGCAGCCCUGGUUCAUUAAAGUCUCUCCCUCCAGCCCCCAUCAUUUUCUGUGGACAAAAUAGAAAUAACCUAUAUUCUCAGCAUGUUCCUGUUCAGUUGUAAGGUUUCUAGAUCUUGUUAUACACAAGAUUUUGCAGUAUAAGAACUAUGGACCAUUGUAGACAUUUUCUUUUAAUAUUUACAAUGAAAGCUGGUUAUAAAUAUCUUGGUUGUGUGCGUAGCUGGUUUCAAUUAAAGCUGGGUUGAUAGACCAGCUGUAAAGUUGUUUCAGAUUAGCCUUUCUCACCUGCCCACCAGUGAGAGAAAUUAGGUGGGUCUCCACAUGGAAGAGGGCCUUUUCAGCAGUGGCCCCACACCUGUGGAAAGAACUCCCACCGUCGGCCUGCCAUGCACCAUUCUUACAGGCUUUUAAGAAGGCCUUAAAAACAUUUUCUUUUAUUAUAGCUUUCUCAUAAAUGAACACUGUUUUGCUGCUACUGCCCUCGUUUUUAUUGUUAGUUUUUACUGUUAGCUUUUAUUGUUUUUAACUGAUAUUUUACUGUCUAUGCUUUUAUUGCUUUUAAUGUUUGUACUGUUUUAUGUAUAGUUGAAAGCCGCCUUGGGAGGGCUUCUGCCCUGAAAGGCGGCUAAGAAAUGUUUUAAAUAAAUAAAUAAAUAAUAAAAUUAAUAAUUCUAGAA
Messenger RNA from Elgaria multicarinata webbii, 2218 nucleotides. RefSeq names its product RNA binding motif protein 43 (gene RBM43). Gene Ontology annotation, molecular function: RNA binding. The record is from RefSeq and is a predicted model, not a curated record. The transcript has 4 exons. Bases 54 to 1118 code for a protein of 354 amino acids. Lineage: Eukaryota; Metazoa; Chordata; Lepidosauria; Squamata; Anguidae.